UAGCUUGGUCUUUAGUUUGACUAGAGUGAUUCCAACCAUAAAUAUGACUUCUGCUCCUCAACUUUUUUCUUCCUUCUUACCAAAAAUAAGAACACAGAGAAAAUUAGGAAUAAAAUAAGAAAAAAGAGAUCACAUAUUAAACCAUGUCCGGCCAUGGCGAUUGGCUUCAAUUUUACCAUCAAAAUCUCUCUUCCACGGCGGCGCCACCACCUUCCGAUCAAUCCACCUCCGAAAUGAUCUUCGCCGAUCGAGUUUCUGACGCCACCGCCGUUGUCACCACCACCGCCUCCGGAACCACAGCCGGUUCAACUGGAUUGAAUCCGGAAGGUCGUGUAGGAAAGCCGGUUCGCCGCCGGUCCAGGGCAUCUCGGCGGACUCCAACGACGUUGCUCAACACCGACACAACUAAUUUCAGAGCCAUGGUUCAACAAUUCACCGGCGGUCCAACUCCACCUUUCGCCUCAUCGAUUUCCCCCAAUUUUUCGCUAGGGUUCAGCGGGAUUCGUCAAUCCAAUUUCUCCACUCCGCCCAACGCCGUGAUUUCUCCGCCGUCUGGUUACCUACUACAACAACCGCCACAGUUUUACAAUCACAACCCCCAGCCGUUCCUGUUUCCGACAGACGCACACGGCGGCGACUUUCUUCAGAGGCUAUCCGCGCCGAGGCCGGCUAAUGGCGGAGUUUCCGGAGACGGAUUUCUGACGGAAAGUGCGGUUCCUUCUCAAAUUCCUCCCGCCGGAGCUUCUGCUGGUUCCUCUAACGAGAGCAAUGGCGGUAAUGGUCGCUUACUGUUCUGACGACGGGGAAGUUACUCCACCGACGGCGCCGAUGCCGAUGACUGAGCUGAAUAAUUUUUGGGAUCUGUAGAAAUUUUUAGGGCUUUUUCGGAUUCAAAUUACCUGCAGUCAUUGGCAACGGUGAUGGUGAAGUGAAGUGAAGAAGACGAAGACUAUACCUUUUUUUUUUUUUUUUCCUAAAUAUAUAUUUUAAUUUUUUUUCUUAGGUUUUUAUUGGGUGGAAUAUUGAGAUAAUGUUAGAAGAAAUUGGGUUUUGGCUUUUGUGUUUUGAUUUUUCUUCAUUUGUUUAUGUUUUUUUUUUUUUUUAUUUUUACAGGAGAAAAAAGAUUAUAUGGUAUAAAUUAUUGUAUAAAUUAUGAAUAAUUUAUUUCAGGAUCAUCUAAUAUGGAUUAGAUUGAUUCUUUUAUGUGGGAAAA
This is a messenger RNA of Benincasa hispida (wax gourd), 1213 nucleotides long. RefSeq lists its product as uncharacterized. NCBI's taxonomy places the organism in Eukaryota, Viridiplantae, Streptophyta, Magnoliopsida, Cucurbitales, Cucurbitaceae. The record is from RefSeq and is a predicted model, not a curated record.